Suricata suricatta (meerkat) is the source of this 3213-nucleotide messenger RNA. RefSeq names its product SUMO specific peptidase 2 (gene SENP2). Gene Ontology annotation, cellular component: nucleus. Bases 202 to 1974 code for a protein of 590 amino acids. Gene Ontology annotation, molecular function: deSUMOylase activity. Gene Ontology annotation, biological process: protein desumoylation. The record is from RefSeq and is a predicted model, not a curated record. The transcript is spliced from 17 exons. NCBI's taxonomy places the organism in Eukaryota, Metazoa, Chordata, Mammalia, Carnivora, Herpestidae.
GACGUCAGGAGCGGUGGCAGGCGGGGGCCUCCUAAAACCCUCAGGACGCUUUAUCUGUGGGCCCUCCAAUCGCGUCAUAAGUCGGCGACUGAGCCUUGGUGGUGGUGGUGGUGGCCGAGGCGGCGAAGGCGGCAGCGGCGGCGACAGCUCUGGGGUUUGCGUCUCGGGGUGUGUCGGCCGCCGCUGCUGCUUAGGCCUGGUAUGUACAAAUGGCUGGUUAGGAUUCUCGGCACCAUUUUCCGUUUCUGUGACCGGCCGGUGCCCCCCGCCCGGGCCCUCCUGAAGAGGCGGCGCUCGAACAGCACUUUGUUUUCUACAGUGGACACUGAUGAAAUACCGGCCAAAAGACCAAGAUUAGAUUAUUUCAUUCACCAAGUGAAAACCAGUCUCUACAAUGCUGCCAGCUUAUUUGGAUUCCCAUUCCAGCUGACCACAAAGCCCAUGGUAGCUUCUGCUUGUAAUGGAACACGGAAUGUGGCCCCUUCUGGAGAGGUAUUUUCGAAUUCUUCAUCUUGUGAACUGACAGGUUCUGGAUCCUGGAACAACAUGCUGAAACUGGGUAAUAAAUCUCCUAAUGGAAUAAGUGACUAUCCAAAGAUCAGAGUGACAGUAACCCGAGAUCAGCCUCGCAGAGUCCUGCCUUCCUUUGGUUUUACUUUGAACUCAGAAGGGUACAGUAGAAGGCCUGGUGUCCGUCGCCACAGCAAAGGAACUUCAGAAAGUUCCUUAACCUGGAAGCCUCAGGAACAGGUUGUAACAGAGAUGAUUUCUGAAGAGGGUGGCAAGGGUGUGAGGCGUCCCCACUGUACUGUGGAGGAGGGUGUUCAGAAAGAGGAAAGAGAGAAAUACCGAAGGCUAUUGGAGCGACUUAAAGAAAGUGGUCAUGGAAACUCUGUUCCUUCUGUAACUUCAACUUACCACAGCUCUCAAAGAAGUCACAUGGACCCAUUAAAGACCAAAGGCUGGGGGGAAGAGCAAAGUCACGGAGUCAGAACAGCUCAGUUUGUUCCAAAACAAUAUAGAGUUGUUGAAACAAGGGGACCUUUGUGCUCAGUGAGAAGUGAGAAGAGGUGUUGUUCAAAGGGGAAAAUUUCUGAUACAGAGAGGACAGUUGGACUCAGACUUGAAAAUGAAGGUAGGAGGGGGCUCCAGCUGGAACCUGACCUAUCCGAAGAGGUGUCGGCCCGACUCCGCCUCGGCAGUGGGAGCAAUGGCUUACUCAGGAGGAAAGUGUCCAUACUUGAGACAAAAGAAAAACAUUGCUCAGGCAAAGAGAGGGAUAAAAGGAUGGAUGAUCUUCUUGAACUUACAGAGGAUAUGGAAAAGGAGAUCAGUAAUGCCCUAGGUCAUGGCCCACAGGAUGAGAUCUUAAGUAGCGCUUUCAAGUUGCGAAUCACUCGAGGAGAUAUACAGACCUUGAAGAACUACCACUGGCUCAAUGAUGAAGUCAUUAAUUUUUACAUGAAUCUUCUGGUGGAAAGAAACAAAAAACAAGGGUAUCCAGCACUUCAUGCAUUCAGUACUUUUUUCUAUCCCAAAUUGAAGUCUGGUGGUUACCAAGCAGUGAAAAGAUGGACCAAAGGGGUCAAUCUCUUUGAACAGGAACUUAUUCUGGUGCCUAUUCAUCGGAAGGUACAUUGGAGUCUGGUGGUGAUAGACCUACGGAAAAGGUGUCUCAAAUAUCUGGAUUCUAUGGGACAAAAGGGCCACAGGAUUUGUGAGAUUCUUCUUCAGUAUUUACAGGAUGAAAGUAAGACCAAAAGAAAUAUUGAUCUAAAUCUUUUAGAGUGGACCCACUACAGCAUGAAGCCACAUGAGAUUCCUCAACAGUUAAAUGGGAGUGAUUGUGGAAUGUUUACUUGUAAAUAUGCAGAUUAUAUCUCUAGGGACAAACCUAUCACAUUCACUCAGCACCAGAUGCCUCUCUUCCGGAAGAAGAUGGUGUGGGAAAUCCUUCAUCAGCAGUUGCUGUGAGAAUGCCCCGCCCGGUCCCUCCAGCUGCUGGUGGCUCUUUCGUGGAGGACGGAUGUUUCCAUAUACCUCAUGCAUCGUGGGUUCAGCAUCCCCGCAUCGCCCCCGCUGGCUCACAGGUACUGGGCUGUAGGACGCGCACGCAGGCCUCUCCCUGUGCCCUGGUCCCGACUUGGCGCGUGGAGGUCCUGCCUGCCACCCCGUGUGUGAGCCUGUGCCUGCUCAGAGCCCUGGACUAUUCAACCCACACGAGAACAAACGCUAAUUAUUAUUUUUUUUUAAGAUUUUUUUUCCCUAUGAAUGUGGGAAAUGCAGGAUUUAUUCUAUGAUUUGUUUUUUGUGUGUUUGUUCACAUGUGUUCAUUCGCUCACUCAUUUGCAAACAUGAUGGACAGUGGCUGUUUGCUGCUGCUCCACAGUUAACUCUGAAUUACCUGUUUGAACUAUUUAUUUUUGAAAGGAAUGUUAAUCAAGCCCCACUCCCAGCUGAAGAUCAAGAGGGGAAUCAGUGAGGGGAGGAAGGCAGUGUUAUUUAACUUCUCUGUGGCUGGAGCUGAAACUGCCAACUUGAAGUGGGAGCUCUUGUUCUUGAGGCUUGAACUUGCCGGAGAAGCGCCUGGUGUAGGGCUCUCAUUGCCUUUCAGAGAAGUCUGACAUGAAGGCAUUGGCCUGGGGGCUUGGAAAAGUGGAACUGUGGCCUUGGAACUCUGGCCAUCCAGGCGUCUUCAGAAGAGUGUCGUGGUCAUCCUAAAGAGACUGCUCUUUCUGGAAAUGAGCUGACUUGGCUACUUUUAAAACUGGAUUUGAAGUAACUAGAAACCCUAAAUCUUCCUAUUCAUCCCAGAUCUGGUUGAGUAUAAACCUCAGAAUUGUAAGGGCUGGCCUGGGCUGUUUAUUUCAAGAGAUACUAUUCAACGUAAAAGCUAUUUUUCCUCAAAGUUUUUUUUUCUAUAUAUAAAGCUGAAAUUAAGUUUUGUACUCAUUAGGAUUUACCUCCCCCCCAUUCCACCCCCACGGAAAUUUGGAAGAAAAUUUAGUACUUGGCUGUGAGGCUGCCAGUUAUACAAUAAUCUAUUUUGCAUAUGAAAGUUUGUAUUCAACUUUUUUGUUCAUUAAAAACUUUCCAGUGGUUAUGCAUUUUUAAUUUCAGAAAGUUUAGAGUUGGUCAGAACAUAUUUUGCAAGAUCUAGUGCCUAGUGUUGCUUUUCCGAUGUAAUAAAGGUUGUCUGGCAGAACCUGAAAA